AAAAGAUAAUUUACAAUUUAUCAAAAACAGAUAGGUAUCUACGACUUACCACCCUAUUUCAAUUUAGUUUUUGGCAUUUCGUUUGUAAAAAUGAUGAAAAAUUUAAAAAACGUGGCGUCACAAAAUUUAUUGUUGCCUAACCGUCUGAUAAAACCAUCAAAGAAACAAAACCAAUCAGAAGAAAACGACUGGUUAUUAGUUGCUACAAAUUGGUACUUUUGGAUUUAUACAUGGACAUUAAUGGUAGUUGCAGUUAUUGGCUUAGGUGCCACAAUUAUGUUGAUGGUUGUAUUACGGUUCACUACUAGAAUGGAAAGUAUAGAAUUUUUAACUGACAGUGAGCUGACUAAACUUAUGGGCAAUAUCGAUUUAGACGAUAUAUAUAAAGUUGAUGGUAUCAUGGAAGGGUUUAAAGACAUACCAUUAGAAAUAAUGAGUGAUAAUGAUAAUAUACUUUUACAUGUUGUUAACCCAGAAGACAAAAGUUUGGAAUCAGCAAUUGAACUUGGAUUUUCUAAAACACAAGUAAAAAACAUUGAUUCAUUCACAGUGGGAGAUCCAGAAAACCCUAUUUUUACUACAUCAUUUCCAAAUUUUGGACUUCCAGAAGGAGUCCGUCAUUUGGAUGUAGCCACAGUAUACACCAAUCGGAUAGUAAGUCCAAUAAACGAAACUCUGAUAUUGAAAUCUUCAAAUUAUACUCGGCUGAAAGGUAAUGAAGGAACUGUCAUUGAUGGUUCUAAAAUAAAAUGGUCAGCCGAAGGAGAUAUAUUUCUCAGAUCAGUAAAUGGCACAGUAGUACUAAGUUCUGCAGGAAUUUACUUAGAUGUACAGAAUUUACCUGUAGUACUGUCAAACAAAUUUGCUGCUCAUCAAUAUAAAUUAUGCAUAUGUAUGCCGAGCGGAAUGGUAUUCAGAGUUCCAGUGUCAACAAGUUACAAUUCUCACAUGGCUUGUAGUAUGAUUGAUAUAGGAGAAAGUAAUCAUCCGUGCAAAUAAAAUGUUUAUUCUGGUAUAAUUUAUAUUAUACACUGUGGACGAUGGAAUCAAUCAAACCAUCAAGUAAACUCAAAAUGUAUCACAAAAAGAAAAAGUAUUAGCCGAGAACUGAAUGGAUUUCAACCUAUUAACUAUCGUUUGAGGUGUAUUUCAUGUUAGUACAAUUAAAUAUUUCAUUGUUUGCUGAAUUAAUGAAAUAACUCCAAUUUAAUUAGUUUAUAGGUGGUAGUAAACAA
Melanaphis sacchari is the source of this 1235-nucleotide messenger RNA. RefSeq names its product beta-sarcoglycan (gene Scgbeta). Bases 91 to 999 code for a protein of 302 amino acids. Gene Ontology annotation, biological process: muscle organ development. Gene Ontology annotation, cellular component: sarcolemma; sarcoglycan complex. The record is from RefSeq and is a predicted model, not a curated record. The transcript has 4 exons. NCBI's taxonomy places the organism in Eukaryota, Metazoa, Arthropoda, Insecta, Hemiptera, Aphididae.